Messenger RNA from Prorocentrum cordatum, 380 nucleotides. Lineage: Eukaryota; Dinophyceae; Prorocentrales; Prorocentraceae. The record is from the annotation of a GenBank genome assembly.
GACGCGCGCGUCCGGCCGCCCGCCCCACCGCGGGAUCAGUCGCCCGGCUCGCUGCGGGUGCCAGAUGCCAUGGCGCGCGCGACGGCUGACGACCAGACGCCGGAGAACCCGCUGGGAUUCCUAGACCGCCUGCUGGAGGAGGAGCGCCAUUCCAACCUGCACUUCGGCGAUGUGCGCUUCUGGCGGCACCUGGAGUACAUAGACACGGCGCAGAUCUAUCGGACGAAGUCGCUCGAGUACCGGACGAUGAAGCUCAUGUUCUGUGAGGCGAUAUUCUACUUUGUGUUCCUGUUCGUGCUCACCGGCUUCAUCGUGCAGCAGCGGUCCAGCAGCCUGUACGACGCGCGCGAGCACGAGCUGGCCUUCUGGUCGGGCUGCAG